Saprolegnia diclina VS20 is the source of this 2782-nucleotide messenger RNA. RefSeq lists its product as hypothetical. The transcript has 14 exons. Lineage: Eukaryota; Oomycota; Saprolegniomycetes; Saprolegniales; Saprolegniaceae. The record is from RefSeq and is a predicted model, not a curated record. The coding region runs from base 47 to 2737 and encodes 896 amino acids.
ACGCAAGUGCUUGUAACGAGGGAUCUUUGGGCCGAGCGGGGCGGCGAUGGACGGAAGGCCCGACAACAUUCGGACGUUGAUCCUCGAGAAGGAGAAGGAGCUCCAUGACAUCAACGAGUACCGGAUUCGGACGCUCGAGACGAUGCUCAAGGAGAAGGAGGCGGCGAUGGGCAGCUACAAGCAAAAGUUCCACAAGCUCCAGGAAGACUUCAAGUACAAUCUCAAGCUGCUCGAGGGACGCGACGAAGAGCUGGCCAUGUACGACAGCAACUUUGCGACCAUGAAGAUUGUGCUGCGCGACCGCGAGAACGAAAUCGGCGAGCUGCAGAUCCAGCUCGCAGAUGUGGCCUCGGACAUGAAGGCCGAGAAGCAAAAGCACGCCGAGCAAGACGCGUUCUACACGCAAAAGCUCAAGGACGUGCGCGCCCAAGUCGAGGCCGCGCGCUGGUCCUACGACGACGCCAUGCGCAAGCAAAAGGACGAGUUUGAUGCAUACAAGCGGCGUAACGAGCGCGAGCUGCGCGAGAAGGACGAAGACAUGGAGAGCCUCCGGCGAGAAAUGUCGGUCACGUUCGACGAGCUCCUUCGCGCGCGCGAGGCCGAAGCCAAGGCCACCACCGACGACAUCACUACCAAGCUUCGCGAGACCGAGCUCAAGGCCAAGAGUUUAGCGCGCGAGGUCGAGACGACCAAGGAGCGCAACACGGAGCUCCGGCGCAAGGUCGACGACCUCCUUUCGCAAGUUCACGAAUCCGAUACACAAGCCAAAGCGCUGCAGUGGGAGCUCAGUGACGUACGUGGCUUGAAGGACGCCAAGAUUGCCGAACUUGAAGCCGACAAAGUAGACCUCCAGCAAGUCAAACAAGCCCUUCUCGACGAGUACGAGGGCAAGAUGGCCGAGCUCUUGCAGUCGCUCCAUGCUGUGGAAAAGGCAUUUUUGCAGCAGAAGGCCCAGUUCGAGGACGAAGUCCGGCGCGUGACGCAGCGCAAGGACAACGAAAUGAAGGAGCAUGGCGUCAAGUUUGAAGCCCGCAUCGAGGCGCUCAUUGGUAAGUUGCGCUCGGUGGAAGAGACGUUAGAGAAGGUGCAGACCGAACUCAAGCAGUCCAAAUGGGAAGCCGACGACCAACUCUUACAGCGCGAGCGCGAGAUGGAGCGGCUCGUCUCAGACCACAAGGACGCUUUGGAGCAACGCGAGACGAUGCUCAAGGAGCUCAAGAACGAGCUUUGGACAGCCCAAGUCGAGCUCAAGUCGUCAAAAGACGCGAGUCGGCAGUCGCUCCAGCUCGUGACGGACGCCAAAGAAAAAGAAUUGCACGCCAAGCAGCAAAUUACGCAGCUGCACGAGCAAAUCGAGGACUUGCAGCGGCGUGCGACGAGCCACGACGCGUCCAACGAGUCCAAGCUUCGAGAUCUGGAACAGGAAUGGCAGGCCAAGUUUGACAUCAAGUACCGGGAGCUCGCUGCUUUGAAAGAUCGGCUCCAAGCCGAGAAGAUGGCGGUCGAAGAUCGGUACCGACACGCCGAGAAUGAGCUCGUGCGCCUGCGUGGAGACCUCUUUGCCCAAAAGGCCGCGCUGCAGAUGAACGAAGCGUUCAAGUUGCCGUCGUCGUCGGUGAAAACCGUGUCCGAGCCGGCGCUGUCGCCGUCGUGGACGGACCCGCCACCGUCGAUCGGCAGUCUUCCGCCCGUCUCCCCGCCGCCGAGCGUCGUCGCAGCGACUCCGACCAAGCCCGUCGACUCGCUCGAAGCCGAGAACGCGCGGCUCAAGAGUGUCAUUCGCGCCAUGACCGAAGAGGUCAUCAAGCAAACCGCCGCCGUCUCCCCCGACUCGGAGGCAACCGACUUGGCGCGCCAGCUUUCGCAAGCCGUCGCCGACGCUGACCGGCUCCAAGCACGCGUGCACGAGUUGGAGCAAGCAGGCUCGGCGACGCUGCAAGCGCAACUCUUGCAUGUGCAGCAAGAGCUGCUUGUCGCGCAGCAGACGCUGGACGCCAAGAACCAGCUCAUCGAACGGCUUCAGAAGGAGAAUGCGAUGCUCCAAGCCGCUCGCCCGUCGACGGAGUCGAACGCCACUGCGCAACAGCUCACGCAAGCACUCCAGGACAUCCAAGUGCUCCGACACGAGCGCAACCAGCUCAUGGAGCUCAGCAAUCAGCUCACGGCGGACCUGCGCAAGCAGCAGCUGCAGAGCCCCGUGGACACGACCGCGCGGAUCGCCGACCUCACGCAGUCGCUGGAAGAGUACCGGCUGCACAACAAGGCGCUCAAGAAGGAGCUGCGCAAGUGGCUUAAAAAAGGCGAGUUCACACUGUCCGCCGCGCCCGUCGAGCCGCCGCCAGCCCGUCGACGUUCCGACCCGAUCGACGACGACGACGAGUACGACGACGAGGCACCGCCCGACGAAGCCGGCGACGUGUCGACGCCACUGCCGACGCGCCGGCCAUCAAAUUUGGCGAGUACGCUCUUUCAACAAGCACCGAGACCCGAGGCCAACUCGUCCCUCUCGGACGCGCGGCUCAAGCUCAAGCACGCCAAAGAGGUGCUUGCGCUCGCGGGAAAGAAGGUCGACGAGCCCCAGAAAGCGCGCGCGGCGUCCAUGGUUGUCUCGAGCAGUCAAAAGGAGACGCCAAGCCAGCGCUCGGCCAUGCACAAGCUCAAGGAGCUCCAGUCCAAGCGCGCCGAGAUGGCUGAAGAGCGCAAAAAGGUUCGCAAUUACAGCGUACCGGGUACCUAACCCUGCAAUCGAAAAUGUCAAAAUGUCUUUCUUGUCGAGCCGCGA